Molecule: messenger RNA, 4924 nt
Organism: Hemibagrus wyckioides
Lineage: Eukaryota; Metazoa; Chordata; Actinopteri; Siluriformes; Bagridae
Product: DENN domain-containing protein 2A
Exons: 20
Coding region: 353-3442 (1029 amino acids)
Biological process (GO): retrograde transport, endosome to Golgi
Cellular component (GO): actin cytoskeleton
Source: RefSeq, a predicted model, not a curated record
GAGAGAGAGAGAGAGAGAGAGAGAGGCAAGAGUGCACAGAGAAGCAGGAGGGAGAGAUAAGGUUGCCUGAGCUGAAGUCUGAAGUUGGUGGAGUUUUGCUUUAAGUUUCCUUCUCAUUGCACAUUUUGGUAGGGGAAUUAAAAAAAAAAAAGCCUUGGGGGCCACCCUGAGAAGAGAGGAAGAUCAAGGAACGAGUGCUUGGAAGGGGUGAGAGAAAGAGAACGAAAAAGAAGGACUGGCUGCUCCAGAAGAAAACAUUGAGUGGAUGUUGCCGUACUCAGUAGUGUCAGGUUUCACAAAAUGAAAGACCACUACAAGAGCGCUUCUGCAGGGCUCAAGCAACCAAGCCAGGAUGCCAGCUGCUAGCAUCAUGACUGGUGGAAGAGCGCUGCUGCUCUGUACGAACACAGAGAACUGCAUCUACCAGUCAGUCAACGGGCUCCAGUGCUGUGGCUUGAAGCUUGAAGACGCUCAAUCUGUGGUGUCACAUAGACCAGACCUGUCCAGGGUUGUGGACACACAGUCCCCCCUAACAUCCCUGGACAACACUGACCAUUUUUCUGGGAACAUGGACAUGCUCACCCACAAGAGACCCAGUGGCACUUAUCCUGUUGAAAAUGGCCUGGGGGGCUGCACCAAGCCUACAAAACCUCCUGCGGGACUUAAAAGCACUGCCAGCAUUAGGGACAAAAUAUCCCAAUGGGAGGGCAAAACAGAUAGUGCUGGACCAAACUCGCAGACGGUCACCCAGAAAGAGACAGAAAGUGUGAGGAAGAAAGAUCUAAAAUCUGCAGAGGUACAAAGAAGAGACAGUAAAAGAGGUUUCAGCUGUGACAGACAGGACCUUGGCAAAGAGAAUGGAAAUAAGAUUGGAGAAUCAAGGAAAAGUACAGAGGCAUGUACAAGGGAAAGAGAUGUGAUACUGGAUAAAAUGCCUGUGGGGAAAACUGACAUUGUCCAAGACAAGAAGUCUGUUUUGACGCAUAUUAAGAAACUCGAGCAGGCCAUGAAGGAGACACCUACUAAGCCAUCAUUGCCAGGCAACUAUUUCUGCCCACCUUCUAAAGACAAGCAAGAGGAGGCAGAAAAAAGAGCUGCAGAACCCAUCUUCGGGACUGUGGAAGUGGUGAGGUCUGGGAGCCGCCGUGGUCGAAACAGAGACCCUGAGAAUGUGUACACUGAGCCUGGGGCUCCUUCUAUUAACCCUCUCCCCAAACCUCAACGUACCUUUCAGCACCACACUCAAACCAACAGCCCUGGACCUCCCCAAGGUUCAGCAAAGGGGAGGCGGAAUCUACCCCCUUUACCUUCGAUACCCCCUCCACCACUUCCCUCCUGCCCUCCACCACCUGGGGUGUGUCAGAGGCCUUGGCAGGAACACACUCGAGACAAUAAUAACAGGAAGUCGUAUGAGUUCGAGGAUUUGUUGCAGUCCUCCACUGAGGGCUGUCGAGUGGAUUGGUACGCUCAGUCCAAGCUGGGGCUCACACACACUUUAUCUGAGGAGAAUGUCUAUGAAGAUAUCUUAGAUCCUCCAUCUAAAGAAAACCCUUACGAAGACAUAGAACUGGAAAGCCGCUGUGCUGGAAACAAAUAUCCUGUUCCAACGUCACCGUCUUCGCCCACUCUCGACACUCCAACUAAGCUCUCCUCUAAGCCCGGCUUCUUCAGGCAGACUUCAGAACGACGGAGCUUCAAGCUAUUAGAUCUGCGUAAGACAAACAGAGAUGGGGGCAUUGCGUCACCUUCAAGGAUAAGCCCACCGUCAACCCCCAGCAGCCCUGAUGAUACACCGUGCCUCUCUGGAGACCCCUAUAACCGUAGACGAAGGAAAAUCCCCAAGAUGGUGCUGAAAAUAAAUGGUAUCUUUGAGGCCCGGAGAGGGAAGAAGAAGAUGAAGCGAGUCUCUCCGUCGACUGAAUCCAGCUCAGGACGAGUAACAGAUGAAAACAGUGAAUCAGAGAGUGACACAGAAGAAAAGCUGAAAGCUCACAGCCAGAGGUUGGUGUCAGUGCAGUCCAUGUUAAAACAGACAGGCCGGUAUCGCACUCUGGAGAGAGAUCUGAUGGACUUACAGGAGAGGAAACUGUUCGAGUACUUCCUAGUGGUGGCUCUACAUAAAACCAAAGCAGGAGCUCCUUAUUUACCUGAAGUCACCCAGCAGUUCCCGCUUAAGCUGGAGAGGAGUUUCAAGUUCAUGCGAGAAGCUGAAGAUCAGCUAAAGGUCAUUCCUCAGUUCUGCUUUCCUGAUGCCAAAGACUGGGCCCCUGUGGACAAUUUUCCCAGUGAAACUUUCUCAUUUGUCUUGACGGGGGAAGAUGGGAGCAGAAGAUUUGGCUACUGUCGUCGUUUACUGCCUACUGGGAAGGGUAGACGCCUGCCUGAGGUCUACUGCAUAGUGAGUCGACUGGGUUGUUUCGAUCUCUUCUCCAAGAUGUUGGAUGAGGUUGAGAAACGGAGAGCAAUUUCCCCUGCUCUGGUGCAGCCCUUCAUGAGGGGCAUCAUGGAGGCUCCAUUCCCGGCACCAGGGAGAACUAUUACUGUGAAGAACUUCCUUCCAGGCUCAGGAACCGAGGUAAUAGAGUUGUGUCGUCCCUCUGAUUCGCGGCUGGAGCACGUGGAUUUUGAGUGUCUCUUCUCCUCUUUGAGUCUGCGUCUCCUCCUGAGAGUCUUCGCCUCACUGCUGCUGGAGCGGAGAGUGAUCUUCACAGCAGACAAGCUUAGCACACUGUCUCAGUGUUGUCAUGCAGUAGUGGCCCUGCUCUAUCCCUUCACAUGGCAGCACACAUACAUCCCCGUGUUGCCCCCCGCUAUGAUGGACAUUGUUUGCACUCCGACUCCUUUCAUCGUGGGCCUGCUGUCCAGCUCUCUGCCUCGACUCAAGGAGCUCCCACUAGAGGAGGUCUUGGUGGUGGACCUUGGCAGUAGCCGUUUCCUACGACAGCUGGAUGAUGAAGACUCCAUCCUGCCUCACAAACUGCAGACUGCUCUUGAGUAUGUUCUUGAGAAGAGGAAAGAGUUGGCCUCUGACAGAGGAGACCUUCCCACUGAGCACUGCUCUCUGAGCGCCGUGGUGUCCGAGGCUUUCGUCCGUUUCUUUGUGGAAAUAGUCGGACACUACUCUCUCUUCAUGGGGGGCAACGAACGUGAUGAAGAGUCCUCAGCGUCUUCCUCCUCACCCACACCUUUGUCAUUCCAACGCGAAGCCUUCCGCAAGGCCGUGUCUUCAAAGAGUCUGCGCCGCUUCCUGGAGGUGUUCAUGGAGACCCAGAUGUUUGCAGCCUUUAUUCAGGAGAGGGAGAUGCGCAGGCAGGGACUUAGAGGCUUGUUUGAGGUUAGGGCUCAAGAUUACCUGGACUCACUACCAGGAGCUGAGAAUCGAGGAGUCAACAAGUUUCUCAAAGGUCUAGGACACAAAAUGAAAUUCCUUUCCAAAAAGUGAAGUAUCUGCAUGUUUGGCAGAAAGAUUUAGGCACCAAUUAUGCUCCAAAUUAGUGUUUCUGCAAAGACCUGAGACCUCAUGACAGCACUGAGACUGGAGGGGAAAAUGCCAUGAGCUCAGCGAUGAAACAAAACUCAGACAUGAAUUCUUGACUGAAAACUUCAUUAAAUGCUCAUCUUCCAUUUUUCUCCCAUCAAACCUGUACCAAGGUCAAGUUUCACUAUAAACUUGUAUGUUUGUUAAAGCGUGUGUGUGCAUGUGCGUAUGCGUAUACGUGUGUGUGUGUGUGUGUGAAUUAUUGCUUGCUUUCUAUUAAAUAUGCUAUAAGGUUAGAGGAGAAAGUAGGCAUGGACCAAAGCUUAAUUUCCUGUACAGUCCUGUUUUUUUUUUCUUUCACAUAAAGGUUGUUUGAUUUUUGGAUCGCUGAUAUUUUUUCAAAGAAAUAGAGUACAACUUCUGUAACAGGGGGCAAUAAUUUAAUUUAUAUUCUUUCUAGAGAAAUACAUUCUAUAGUUUCUUACCUAAAAAGUUGUCGCCUUUUAAAUACAAAAAAAGUCAACAGAGAAGUUGCUAGGUUGUUAUAGACUGUUUCACACAGUAUAUUUCACACUUUGGAUUUGUGAGUUAAAUACCACUGUGACUGGACAUUUAUGUUGGGAAUCCAAAAGGAAGGGAAUGAGUGGAAUGUGGAAGUUGACAGAUUCAUGGAUGCAGGUAAAUUAUCCUUGGAUACACAUCUGCGUACACGACUUGGACUGUAUUGAACAUCGGACUUCAUUUAGUUAUGUUCUGUGUCGUUUGCUGUUCAAAAAGCACCACUAAAUGUGUCUGUAACCUGAUUAACAAAAUAGCUGCUGGUCUCCGUAGCAAAAUGUCUCAUAGCUGUGAUUUGAUCCAGGUCACCUUUGCUUUUCUUACACCAGUAAUAAGGAUCCAGCCUUCCGUCUACACCACUGGGGGUCACUACAGAGAGGACUUCACAUUUUCUUGUGUAUUUUUAUUUAUUAUUUUUUUCCAUGCUAAUGUAAUGUAGUAAUGUAUUUUCUUUUUACACCAAAAAAAAAAAAAAAUCACUGAACCUGCUUAUUAUCUUUUUUUUUUUUCAAAUUAAAGACAUUCAUUAAAAAUGUUCCAUGUAAAUAAUUAUUUGAUAGAUAUUAAUAAUUUGCUGCUCUUUGCAUUGCCUUCAUAUGUGGGAUUACAGUAGUGUGAUUAUAAGCAUGAAGCGAAUACUGAGCAAAUUCAGUGAAACGUGUAGCCUCACUUUCCUUACUCCUUCACUUGUAUCCCACGCUUCCCCUCUGAGAACAUGUACGGAAUUCUUAUGGGAGAUGACCUCCAGAAGAAAACAAAACAGAGAUAAAUGGAGAAACAAAACCCAUUAAAGUCUUUGUAUGUCAGUACAUAAAAUGAGUACUUUGUCUUUUGUAUUUAGCAGGGUCACUCUUAAAGCUUUUGCAUAUUUCUUCGCAAAAAAUCAGG